This is a messenger RNA of Thermothelomyces thermophilus ATCC 42464, 1731 nucleotides long. RefSeq lists its product as uncharacterized. NCBI's taxonomy places the organism in Eukaryota, Fungi, Ascomycota, Sordariomycetes, Sordariales, Chaetomiaceae. The coding region runs from base 613 to 1641 and encodes 342 amino acids. The record is from RefSeq and is a predicted model, not a curated record. The transcript has a single exon.
GCUCUACCCUCCGAACAUAAUUUUUUUUCCCACCUCAUGCUGUGAGCUAGAUCAAGGCUCGGGUAAAAAGCGAUACAAGCUACCCCGACAGCUUUCUUUUUACUACAACCCUCGACCUGCACUACCAGCAACUACAAAGGCUAGGAAAUCCAGGUGAAGUCAGCCAUUCCGGACCUCGGCUCCGAAGUUCAGAAUGUUGCAAACAGUUUUUUUCCAGUGGCGCUUUCUUUGUUCGCCAGCCCGGGCUAUGCCGGGAGACUGCACAUCACAGAGGCCGUGAUGACGCCCUGGGAGUGUGGCAUAAGAUUGCUAGAGGUCCUGCAGGUCGUCUUUGUCUGCCCGCAGACUGAUGAUUCGCCCAGACCUUUGCCUUGCGCCGCUGCUUCUGCUUGACUCACCGAGGCCUGCUUUUAGGGCGGCAUUCGCUCAUCGACCGGGGAAAGGAGGUGAUACAAAAGCAGCAUAGCAACCCGGGCUGUGCCGCCGACCUCGUCGUCGCCGGCAUGUUACCCCAAACACCUCGGAGAUCCUGCCCGACACCAACAAGGUUGUUCGUUCACCACUGUACCAAACCAGACUGUGGCAAGAGUCAUCUGAGAGAAGGACAGAACGAUGCCCAGCAACUCCGGCAUGGAGACACAAACUCGAGCCCGGCCCGAGUUGCCUCCGGUCCUGACUGGCCGCGGCGACCAGGAACUUUCCUGCCCCAGGACCAUGCCGGAUUCGGCAACAAACCCUCUCUACUCUGCUUCGUUGACCUUGCCCAGCCCCUUAUACCCAGCGUCGCCCAGCUAUGACCACAUUAUGAGAGCGCACGAGCGAGCUCUUGUGGACAGGCUGGGCCGGCUGGACCACCGUGGGAGGCGCGGAUCCCAGCAGUCACCAACUACGGCCCGCCUACUAUCGCCCAUCUCUGAGCAGCAGGCCUUGAGCGCUCGACACCCGUCAACUACCAGCUCGCCCUUGCCUCGCUCUCCAGCGCCAUCGCCGCGAUCUCCUGGCUUCUUGCAGAGCCCGGAAACCCAAACCAUCGCGUCCCAGACAAGAGAGAUACUGCUCAAGGGCGUGCCCGGUCAGCUAUCGCAACAAACGCUGACAUCCGCCAGCGCUGCUGAUGGCCACCGCCAGUCGCUGGCACCAGCGCUUGCGAAUGGGCGACGCAACAGCCAACAAGCGCGGGAAGCCUUGCGCAAUUGGGGCCACCUCUACCUUGAUAACGGCGCCAUCGCUGACUGCUUCGUGGCGGCUGUUGCGCUUCGGAGGCACAGCGACAACUUCUUGACCGAUCAGGCAACCGCAGUAACAGAACAGCCGUCCGGUGGCGGGAGCAAGGUCACGAUCCGUGCGCUCGUGAAACCGUGCGCGCCGAAUCGAAAGCCGUUCCUCCUUCGGCGAGAGUUCGACAUGGAUAGCCUCAGAGCGACAAUCCCGGAGCCGUCGCCCGUGUCGGCAGGAUCACAGCGGUCGUCCACUGAGAUUACCAACCGGUGGCCCCUCCCCACGGGUCGGCGGCGCUCAUCUACAGGAGAAAGCGCCAGAUCCACGUUGGGGGUUGGCAAGUCCCCUGUUCGAAACACAUAUACAAUGCCGAUUCGUGAGCGCUUCCAGGGCUGCUACGACUACCUCAUGGAUAAGCACUAACGAAGCUUACGCGGCAGACAGAAAAUAUGCAAUCGCCUUCUUCCCCGUUCUGGCCGCCCUCAUCUACUCGGGGCUUGUUGCUAAGGGUGA